AUGUUGGUGCUAAACUGCUCCACCAAAUUAUUCAUGCUGGAGAACAUGUUGAAGAGUCACUUUCCUGAAUCACUCAAGGUUUAUGGAGCAGUGAUGAACAUAAAUCGUGGAAAUCCCUUUCAAAAGGAAGUGGUAUUGGAUUCAUGGCCAGACUUCAAAGCUAUCAUCACCCGGCGACACAGAGAGGCUGAGACAGAUAACCUUGACCAUUACACCAAUGCAUAUGCUGUAUUCUUCAAAGAUAUCAGAGCUUACCAACAGCUAUUGGAAAAACAUGAUGUUAUUAACUGGGACCAAGUUUUUCAAAUACAAGGGUUGCAAAGUGAAUUAUAUGCUGUUUCCAAAGCCGUUGCCAAAGCAAGGUUGUUAGAUUUGGAUAUAAAGUUGGCUUCCUUCAAGGCUGUCCAUUUUUCUCCUGUUUCAUCUGUGCCAGACCACAGUUUCCUAACCGGUUCAACCCCGAGACUGACCUACCUGAGUGUCUCAGAUGCUGAUCUUCUCAACCGGACUUGGUCACGUGGUGGCAACCAGCAGUGCCUGCGGUACUUGGCCAAUCUCAUCGCCUCCUUUCCCAGCGUGUGCGUGCGUGAUGAGAAGGGAAACCCAGUGUCCUGGAGUAUCACAGAUCAGUUUGCCACUAUGUGUCAUGGCUACACCCUGCCUGACCAUCGCAGGAAAGGUUACAGCCGACUGGUGGCCCUCACGCUUGCCAGGAAGUUGCAAAGCCGGGGAUUCCCUUCCCAGGGAAAUGUCCGGGAUGACAACCUGGCUUCCAUAAAACUGCUGAAGAGUGUCCAAGCUGAGUUCUUGCCUUGUCGUUUCCACAGGCUUAUUCUGACCCCUGCAGCUUUUUCUAGACAAGCUCACCUUUAG
Molecule: messenger RNA, 873 nt
Organism: Mus pahari (shrew mouse)
Lineage: Eukaryota; Metazoa; Chordata; Mammalia; Rodentia; Muridae
Gene: Glyatl3
Product: glycine-N-acyltransferase like 3
Exons: 5
Coding region: 1-873 (290 amino acids)
Cellular component (GO): mitochondrion
Molecular function (GO): glycine N-acyltransferase activity
Source: RefSeq, a predicted model, not a curated record